This is a messenger RNA of Propithecus coquereli (Coquerel's sifaka), 5381 nucleotides long. RefSeq names its product mastermind-like 3 (Drosophila) (gene MAML3). Gene Ontology annotation, biological process: Notch signaling pathway; positive regulation of transcription of Notch receptor target. Gene Ontology annotation, cellular component: nucleoplasm; nuclear speck. The record is from RefSeq and is a predicted model, not a curated record. The transcript has 5 exons. Gene Ontology annotation, molecular function: transcription coactivator activity. Lineage: Eukaryota; Metazoa; Chordata; Mammalia; Primates; Indriidae. The coding region runs from base 1 to 3405 and encodes 1134 amino acids.
AUGGGGGAUUUCGCAGCCCCCGCUGCUGCCGCAAAUGGCAGUAGUAUUUGCAUCAACAGUAGCCUGAACAGCAGCCUCGGCGGGGCCGGGAUCGGUGUGAAUAAUACUCCCAAUAGUACUCCCGCUGCUCCGAGUAGCAAUCACCCCGCUGCCGGUGGCUGCGGCGGCGGCAGCGGCUCCGGGGGCCCAGGUGGCGGAUCGGCGACCGUCCCCAAGCACAGCACCGUGGUCGAGCGGCUCCGCCAGCGCAUCGAGGGCUGCCGGCGGCACCACGUCAACUGCGAGAACAGGUACCAGCAGGCUCAGGUGGAGCAGCUGGAGCUGGAGCGCCGGGACACCGUGAGCCUUUAUCAGCGGACCCUGGAGCAGAGGGCCAAGAAAUCGGGCGCCGGCACCGGCAAGCAGCAGCACCCGAGCAAACCCCAGCAAGAUGCGGAGGCUGCCUCGGCGGAGCAGAGGAACCACACGCUGAUCAUGCUCCAAGAGACUGUGAAAAGGAAGUUGGAAGGAGCCCGAUCACCACUUAAUGGAGACCAGCAGAAUGGUGCUUGCGAUGGGAAUUUUUCUCCAACAAGCAAGAGAAUUCGAAAGGACAUUCCCACGGGGAUGGAAGCCAUCAACAAUUUGCCCAAUAGCCUGCCACUGCCUUCAGCUUCUCCUCUUCACCAACUUGACCUGAAGCCUUCUUUGCCCUUACAGAAUACUGGAACUCACACUCCUGGGCUUCUAGAAGAUCUAAGUAAGAAUGGGAGGCUCCCUGAAAUUAAACUUCCUGUCAACGGUUGCAGUGACUUAGAGGACAGCUUCACCAUCUUGCAGAGCAAGGACCUCAAACAAGAACCUUUAGAUGACCCUACUUGCAUAGACACAUCAGAAACAUCUCUUUCAAAUCAGAACAAGCUGUUCUCAGACAUCAAUCUGAAUGAUCAGGAGUGGCAAGAGUUAAUAGAUGAAUUGGCCAACACGGUUCCUGAAGAUGACAUACAGGACCUGUUCAAUGAAGACUUUGAAGAGAAGAAGGACCCAGAAUUCUCACAGCCAGCAACUGAGACCCCUCUCUCCCAGGAGAGCGCGAGCGUGAAGAGUGACCCCUCUCACUCUCCUUUUGCGCAUGUCUCCAUGGGCUCUCCCCAGGUGAGGCCUUCUUCUUCUGGUCCUCCCUUUUCUACCGUCUCCACGGCCACUAGUUUACCUUCUAUUGCCAGCACUCCCGCAGCUCCGAACCCCGCCAGCUCACCAGCAAACUGUGCUGUCCAGUCCCCCCAGACUCCAAACCAAGCCCACACUCCAGGCCAAGCUCCACCUCGGCCUGGCAAUGGCUAUCUCCUUAAUCCAGCAGCAGUGCCCGUGGCCGGCUCAGGGUCAGGCCCUGUGGCUGUGCCCAGCUCUGACAUGUCCCCGGCGGAGCAGCUCAAACAGAUGGCCGCACAGCAACAACAAAGGGCCAAACUCAUGCAACAGAAGCAGCAGCAGCAGCAGCAGCAGCAACAGCAACAACAACAACAGCAGCAACAACAACAGCAGCAACAGCAACACUCAAAUCAGACUUCAAGUUGGUCUCCCUUAGGGCCCCCAUCUAGUCCAUAUGGAGCAGCUUUUACUGCAGAAAAACCAAAUAGCCCAAUGAUGUACCCCCAAGCCUUUAACAACCAAAACCCUAUAGUGCCUCCCAUGGCAAACAACCUACAGAAGACGACAAUGAAUAACUACCUCCCUCAGAAUCACAUGAAUAUGAUCAAUCAGCAGCCAAAUAACUUGGGUACAAACUCCUUAAACAAACAGCACAAUAUUCUUACUUAUGGCAACACUAAACCUCUGACCCAUUUCAAUGCAGACUUGAGUCAGAGAAUGACACCCCCCAUGGCCAACCCCAACAAAAAUCCCUUGAUGCCAUAUAUCCAGCAGCCGCCGCAGCAACAGCAGCAGCAGCAGCAGCAGCAGCCGCCGCCACCACAGCUCCAGGCUCCCAGGGCACACCUGAGCGAGGACCAGAAACGCAUGCUUCUCAUGAAGCAGAAAGGCGUGAUGAAUCAGCCCAUGGCUUAUGCUGCACUUCCGUCCCACGGUCAGGAGCAGCACCCGGUCGGGCUUCCCCGGACCACAGGUCCCAUGCAGUCCUCUGUGCCGCCAGGUUCCGGUGGCAUGGUCUCUGGAGCCAGUCCCUCAGGCCCGGGAUUCCUGGGCAGCCAGCCCCAGGCCGCCAUCAUGAAACAGAUGCUCAUGGAUCAGCGGGCCCAGUUGAUGGAGCAGCAGAAGCAACAGUUCCUGCGGGAGCAAAGGCAGCAACAGCAGCAGCAGCAGCAGAUUCUGGCCGAGCAGCAGUUGCAGCAAUCGCAUUUACCCCGGCAGCACCUCCAGCAACAGCGGAAUCCGUACCCAGUGCAGCAGGUCAAUCAGUUUCAAGGCUCUCCCCAGGACAUAGCAGCUGUGAGAAGCCAAGCAGCCCUCCAGAGCAUGCGAACGUCACGGUUGAUGGCACAGAACACAGGCAUGAUGGGAAUGGGAGCCUCCCAGAACCCUGGGACAAUGGCCACAGCAGCCACCCAAUCGGAGAUAGGACUGGCCCCUUAUAGCACCACGCCUACCAGCCAACCAGGAAUGUACAGUAUGAGCACAGGAAUGACCCAAAUGUUGCAGCACCCAAACCAAAGUGGCAUGAGCAUCACACACAACCAAGCCCAGGGACCAAGGCAGCCUGCCUCUGGGCAAGGGGUUGGAAUGGUGAGUGGUUUUAGUCAGAGCAUGCUGGUGAACUCGGCCAUCACCCAGCAGCACCAGCAGAUGAAGGGGCCAGUCAGCCAGGCCUUGCCUAGGCCCCAAGCCCCUCCGAGGCUUCAGAGCAUUAUGGGAACAGUCCAGCAAGGAGCACAAAGCUGGCAACAGAGGAGCUUGCAGGGGAUGCCUGGGAGGACUAGUGGAGAAUUAGGACCAUUCAACAAUGGCGCCAGCUACCCACUUCAAGCUGGCCAGCCGAGACUGACCAAGCAACACUUCCCACAGGGACUGAGCCAGUCAGUCGUGGAUGCUAACACAGGCGCGGUGAGAACACUCAACCCAGCUGCCAUGGGUCGGCAGAUGAUGCCAGCACUUCCGGGGCAGCAAGGCACCAGCCAGGCAAGGCCGAUGGUCCUGUCUGGCCUGAGCCAGGGUGUCCCCGGCAUGCCAGCAUUCAACCAGCCCCCAGCACAGCCACAGAUGCCCAGUGGCAGCUUUGCUCCCAGCAGCCAGAGCCAAGCCUAUGAGCGGAACCCCCCUCAGGACAUGUCAUACAAUUACAGUGGCGAAGGAGCCGGGGCUUCCUUCCCUGGCCUCCCAGACAGUGCAGACCUUGUGGACUCCAUCAUCAAAGGCGGGCCAGGGGAUGAGUGGAUGCAGGAGCUUGAUGAAUUGUUUGGUAACCCCUAGUCAAGAGGGGCCCCCAGGAGCCACAAGUCUAGUGGUUAAAGCUUAAAAAGUGAAAAAGAAACAGGAUGUUGGCCCAUCCUUGUUCUUUGUUUUUUUGACCCAUGUAAACUGAGCAAAACUGCAGCUGGCUGACAGUGGAAGAUCCAGGUGCCAAUCCACAGUCCCGCCGGGCCUCAUUUCACCUGAUAUUCACACAGCAACCGAGAUGAGACGCCAUGCAGAUCCCUGCUGCGAGAGGGAGCCACGAGAGGGGCUGGCAGGGAAGACGCAGCCAGCCAGAGCUCCUGCUCAGCACUCCCUGUCAUGGCCUAGACCGGCCAGCGCCGCUCCAGCCAAGAGGGACUAUUGCCCAAGCGAGGUGUCCGGGAGCCCCUCCUGCCCCAGGUCCGGAGACUGCAGCUUUGGAGACACAAAAGAGGCAGAGCCUCAGCCAGGGAGAGCCCCAUAGAGGCUGCUGGGUGGUGGCACAGGCCAAGUGCACAGGUCAGAAUGCACCGAACCCUGGGUGGAAAGAGGCAGGAGGCUUCAACACAUGCUACUGUAUUUGGAGGGUAGGCACAAAAAACAGCGAUAGGCUCACAGGGAGACAACAAAGGGUCCUGCUGGCCCAUCUGACUCCUGCCACGUGGUGACCCCUGGGAAUUGCAGAGGUGUUGCCGCUGGUGCCUCAUAAGGAAGCCAACUGAGUCUGGAGAAGGGGCAGUCCAGGGGGCUGCCUUCUGCUGGGGACCAUGGUGGUCUGCUGGGGACCACUCCAGGUUGGGCUGGAGCCUCCUGGGGGCCUGGUGCAACACCAAUGCUUGCAGGUAGUUCACAGCUGCUUUGGGGGCCGCAGGGUGGAGAGACCCCAGCUGGCUUCCAAGUGUCUGCCAGCCCGGCUGCCCUUGUGCCCCCCACCGCUGUGAUUCCUCCUGGCCUCCACCCCAGCCUGCCCUUGCUUCUCCUCACAGACAAUCCAAGGAUAAGGGACACUUUCGUCUUUCAGGAGCCUAGGCAGAGUCCAGAUAAAUGCAAGAACUUAGACAAUGCCCAAAAUGCAAAGGCGACAAUGGCGUUUUCUUUCUCUCCAUGUGUGGAGUUGAAUGAAUAUCUCCACCUGGAACUGAGAGGGUGGCUCUGAUGUGUGGGCGUCAGUUGAUGGGAGCCGGAUCUGAUGCUUCUGGUGUCCCCAGGCAGGAGUGGCCUGGAGGUCGCUGGUUCUGGCUCCUUCCAGGAAAAUCCCAGGGGUGAUGCUCUGAAAUCAGCCUUGCCCAUCAUCCCUACUCAUCGGAAAGACAAACAUAAAACCCAGAUGGAAGAGCUAAAACAUCAAUUGCUCCACCUUACAAAUUUAGAUGAUCAAAGCGGGGAAGAUACGGUUCCUUCCCUAUGGGCAAAGUGAUCCACUUCAAAAGUUCUGUACAGUUGUUCUCUUUGUGAUUCACUCGCAUCUGCCCUAAGUGAAAUCUGUCGGAAGGAAUCGACAGUGUCCACUGUAGCCAGGCUAGUCUCUGUGGUCCUUGCCUCCCCUCCCACCGCCCCCUCUUGGAAGCCAUAGGCCUAAGUGUUGUCGUAAGUAAGAGUGGCCUGUACUUUUCUCCUGUCCCCUCCUCCCUCUGGGCCCUAAACAGUGGCUCCCUUCUGUGCACUCCACGUGCUCACGCGGCAGCGCUGAAGCAUGUGAGGGCUGGACGGGUGCACUUGGGAAGUCCUGAGAAUGCCAGUUCCAGUGGAAGGCUGGGGCCGAGGGGCUUGGGGAGGAGGCAGGUGGGCAAACGAUGCCCUUGGCUUGCUCCCCACAUACCCAGGGUUCUAGAUCUGCUCAGCAAGGGGCAGGGUGUGAGGCCGGGGGCGCCAGGAGGGUGAGGACCCAGGCAGAGGCUGUGUGCCCUCUCCAAACAGGUGGCAGCAGGGUGACCCUAAACUCCCUGAACUAGGGAGCGAUGCCAACAGGGAAACUCUGAGUGGAAACAGAUGAAAACCAAAAAAAAAAAAGA